AUGACAUGUGAGGAAGAACCAAAGUAUGUUCCUCCACCUCCCAGACCUCCUCCAGUUCCAUUCCCUUCACGACUUGUGCAACAAAAAGAGGCCAGCCAGUUUAAGCGCUUCACGGACAUGAUAAAGAAAUUGGAGAUCACAAUACCUUUUCAUGAGGUAAUCACUCAAAUGCCCUCUUAUGCCAAAUUUCUCAAGGAUAUUCUGGCUAGGAAGAAGACACUGGAGAAGGAGACAGUAGCAUUAACCAAAGAGUGCAGUGCCGUUUUUCAACAUGAUCUGCCCCGUAAGAUGGCAGACCCAGGUAGUUUCUCCAUUCCUUGCAAACUGGACAAUCUCUUUAUUGAGCAGGCGUUAUGUGAUCUAGGAGCAAGCGUAAGCCUAAUGCCAUUGUCGAUCUUCAAGAGACUAGGUGUGGGAAAACUCAAACCCACACAAAUGAUAUUACAAUUGGCAGAUAGGUCGACCAAACGACCUGCAGGUAUACUAGAGGAUAUGCCACUUAAGGUGGGUGAUUAUUACAUACCUGUCGAUUUUGUGGUUCUUGACAUGGAUGCAGAUUCAAGCAUGCCUAUCAUUCUAGGGCGUCCCUUUCUCAACACAGCAGAUGUCGUCAUCCACGUCAGAGCGGGUCGUCUUACUAUGUCCAUUGGAGACGAGACAAUAGAAUUCAUGCUCAAUCAAAAUGACAAUCCAGACGAAAGUGUGAAAUCUAUUUGUUCAGUUUACAAGCUCAAAACACCUAAGAACCAGGACACAGACACAAGGUUAGGCGAGGACCGGAUCCAGAUAGGACAAAAG
Messenger RNA from Tarenaya hassleriana, 798 nucleotides. RefSeq lists its product as uncharacterized. NCBI's taxonomy places the organism in Eukaryota, Viridiplantae, Streptophyta, Magnoliopsida, Brassicales, Cleomaceae. The transcript has a single exon. The record is from RefSeq and is a predicted model, not a curated record. The annotation marks the transcript as partial.